AUGGCGACUCUCGUUCAUCCCGAGGUUUUACGGAAACUCCUGGAAAAUAAGUCAAUGGUUUUCGAGUCUUUUACGGACCGCGAUCUCCUUCCUUCGGCUCUGAGUGUUUUACGUCUCCGCGAAAUCCACCAGCAGUCCACCGAGCUACCGAGCUUUAAAGAUCUCGUCAUAUCCGCCUUCAAGUCGAAAGCCGCCGCCAAGGAAAGCACCCCUGGUUUGGUGUGGCCCACGGACAAAGCUUCAGCGUUAGCCUUGCUAGAACUCAUGGACGAGGUAGAAUGCAUUGUCACGGCAAUGCAGAACAAUCGCCACAGAGAUGACACGUUCUGGCUCGAGACUCCGUGGCUCCUCGAGCACCUCGAGCACCCGAAGGAACCCGAGCGUCUGGAUUUCAUAUUGUAUGACGAGCGGACGACGAGAUUACUCCAGCACGAUAGUUUCUGGGGCAAGAAAGACGAGCACAGCAUGUUCGUUCAGAAAAAGCUUGUUCUACUCUUCGAGAUCUACGUCCUGUGUUUCUGUCACGGCAGGGAAUUCCCUGAUCAUACGUCCGAUCAAACACCGUUCCAAAUUCUUUCAAUGGCAACCGAGGACAUAUCAACGCAAGUUGACAUUCGUGCCAUCGAUUUCGGCGAGCAUAUAGAUAAGCUUGCUUCUUGUCUCUGCCGCACAUGCGACAGUAUUAUUGAUUCAGCUUUGUGUCAGGUUUUGAACAUACGGCAGGUUGAUGCCCAGCCUUUCUGGGGCUCAGACGUGGUUAUGCAAGAAGGAGUGCAAACUUUGAAAGAAGCGCUUGGAACACCGAAAGUCAUGUUUCAUUCGGCACGCUGGAGCUAUUAUCGAAAGUUUGUGACUUGGACGCGGACGGGGAUAGAGUCCAUGACUGGGGCUGUAGCUCGCCGACUUCUACGACUGUCACAGGUUGGUUUGAUACCCAUGGAUCAAGGCCGGGUUCCAAUCUAUGGAAUUGCCUGCAUGGAUACAUGUACGGGUGAAUUCAUCGUCAAGGAUGGAUAUGAUGGCUUCAUGGCGGUCGCAUAUCUCGAAACUUUACAAGAGCAACAAAACUGGGAUCGUAUGGACGGGAUUCACAACGCCUGGAAGCUUCUAUCGGGUGGUAUCGGUAGACUGGCUCCUUUGCUGCGUCUUGACGAGGGUGAAAGACAAACAGAGACAAUAGGAGCACUCGCACGAGCCAAUUCUAAGUGCAGGUCUGCAAUAGAGGCAACUACAAGCCCGCUGCAAUGGUUUCAAGGCAACUUGAAGACAUGGAUCAUAGACUACUACCCAGGCUCGCAUUUUGGGGUCCAACCGUGGGUUGUUGCAUGGUGA
Molecule: messenger RNA, 1332 nt
Organism: Colletotrichum gloeosporioides
Lineage: Eukaryota; Fungi; Ascomycota; Sordariomycetes; Glomerellales; Glomerellaceae
Exons: 2
Coding region: 1-1332 (443 amino acids)
Source: RefSeq, a predicted model, not a curated record